UGAUGCUCACUUGUCAGACUACCCUUCUCUGGACUAUCAAGGCCUCUACGUGACUUUGGUGACUCUCCUGGAUCUAGUUCCUUUACUACAGCAUGGCCAACAUGAUCUUGGACAGUCGAUAUUUUAUACAACUACAUGUUUGCUACCCUUUCUCAAUGACGAUAUUCUGAGUACUUUGCCCUACACGAUGAUAUCAACAUUAGCUACCUUUCCUCCAUUUCUGCACAAGGAUAUUAUUGAAUAUCUUAGCACAUCUUUUCUACCAAUGGCUAUAUUGGGAUCCUCAAGGAGAGAAGGUGUUCCUGCUCAUGUUAAUCUGUCUGCAUCAUCUAUGUUAAUGAUUGCAAUGCAAUACACAUCCAACCCAGUGUAUCAUUGUCAAUUAUUGGAAUGCCUCAUGAAAUAUAAGCAAGAAGUCUGGAAAGAUCUUUUGUAUGUGAUAGCCUAUGGGCCUUCACAAGUGAAACCUCCAGCUGUGCAAAUGCUGUUCCAUUACUGGCCCAAUUUAAAGCCUCCUGGGGCAAUAAGUGAAUACAGGGGCUUGCAGUACACAGCUUGGAAUCCUAUCCACUGCCAGCACAUUGAAUGCCACAAUGCAAUUAACAAGCCAGCUGUGAAGAUGUGUAUAGACCCUUCCCUGUCAGUGGCUCUGGGGGAUAAACCACCCCCAUUGUAUCUCUGUGAAGAAUGCAGCCAGAGGAUCGCGGGGGACCACAGUGAAUGGUUGAUUGAUGUUCUUCUGCCACAAGCUGAAAUAUCUGCUAUAUGUCAGAAGAAGAACUGCAGUUCUCACGUAAGAAGAGCGGUUGUCACCUGCUUUUCAGCAGGGUGCUGUGGCCGUCAUGGGAACAGGCCUGUUCGGUACUGCAAAAGAUGCCACUCGAAUCAUCAUAGCAAUGAGGUGGGGGCCGCCUCAGAGACCCACCUAUAUCAGACCUCCCCUCCACCAAUCAACACUCGGGAAUGUGGCGCUGAGGAGCUUGUUUGCGCAGUGGAGGCUGUGAUCAGCUUGUUGAAAGAAGCCGAGUUCCAUGCUGAGCAGCGCGAAUAUGAACUGAACCGCCGUAGGCAGCUGGGCCUUUCAUCUUCCCACCAUUCCCUGGAUAACACUGACUUUGACAACAAGGAUGACGAUAAACAUGACCAGAGGCUUCUCAGUCAAUUUGGGAUAUGGUUUUUAGUGAGCCUCUGCACGCCUAGUGAGAACACGCCUACAGAAAGCUUGGCCAGGCUGGUGGCCAUGGUGUUUCAGUGGUUUCACUCCACAGCAUAUAUGAUGGAUGACGAAGUUGGAAGUUUGGUGGAAAAAUUGAAGCCUCAGUUUGUCACCAAGUGGUUGAAGACAGUAUGUGAUGUUCGCUUUGAUGUCAUGGUCAUGUGCCUUCUUCCCAAACCAAUGGAAUUCGCCAGGGUUGGUGGAUACUGGGAUAAAUCCUGCAGCACAGUGACUCAGUUGAAGGAAGGUCUCAACCGAAUCCUCUGCCUGAUACCCUACAAUGUGAUCACUCAAUCUGUGUGGGAGUGUAUUAUGCCCGAGUGGCUGGAAGCCAUCAGAACAGAAGUCCCAGAUAACCAGUUAAAAGAAUUCAGGGAAGUAUUAAGCAAAAUGUUUGACAUUGAGCUCUGUCCUCUACCUUUUUCAUUGGAAGAAAUGUUUGGCUUUAUUAGUUGUCGGUUCACAGGAUACCCUUCCUCUGUGCAGGAGCAAGCUUUACUGUGGCUUCAUGUGUUAUCGGAGUUAGACAUCAUGGUUCCACUUCAACUAUUGAUAAGUAUGUUUUCUGAUGGAGUUAAUUCUGUUAAAGAACUGGCAAAUCAAAGAAAAUCAAGAGUCAGUGAACUGGCAGGGAACCUUGCAGCUCGAAGGGUGAGUGUUGCCUCCGAUCCUGGCCGACGAGUUCAGCACAAUAUGCUGAGUCCAUUUCAUAGUCCUUUCCAGAGUCCAUUUCGGAGUCCUAUGCGUAGUCCAUUUCGUAGCCCUUUCAAGAAUUUUGGACACCCAGGCGGAAGGACUAUUGACUUUGAUUGUGAAGAUGAUGAAAUGAAUCUAAAUUGUUUCAUCCUCAUGUUUGAUCUUCUCCUGAAGCAGAUGGAGUUGCAAGAUGAUGGGAUCACAAUGGGUUUAGAGCACAGCUUAUCAAAGGACAUUAUUUCCAUUAUAAACAAUGUCUUCCAAGCCCCCUGGGGGGGCUCCCACACCUGCCAGAAGGAAGAAAAAGCAAUUGAGUGUAACUUAUGUCAGUCUAGUAUUCUCUGCUAUCAGCUUGCUUGUGAACUCCUGGAGAGACUGGCUCCUAAAGAAGAAAGCCGGCUGGUGGAGCCCACAGACAGUCUUGAGGAUAGCCUCCUUUCUUCCAGACCAGACUUCAUUAUAGGCCCUGAAGGUGAGGAGGAGGAGAAUCCAGCAACCAAGCAUGGGGAGAACCCAGGCAACUGCACUGAGCCCAUGGAACAUGCUGCAAUAAAGAAUGACACUGAGAGAAAGUUUUGCUACCAACAGCUUCCAGUAACUUUGAGGCUAAUAUACACCAUUUUCCAGGAAAUGGCGAAGUUUGAAGAGCCAGACAUUCUUUUUAAUAUGCUCAAUUGCCUGAAGAUUCUCUGUCUACAUGGAGAGUGUUUAUACAUUGCUAGAAAAGACCACCCUCAAUUUUUAGCCUACAUUCAGGAUCAUAUGUUGAUUGCAAGCCUGUGGAGAGUCGUCAAAUCUGAGUUCUCCCAACUUUCUUCAUUGGCAGUCCCUCUGCUUCUCCAUGCUUUGUCACUUCCUCAUGGUGCUGACAUCUUCUGGACAAUCAUAAAUGGCAAUUUCAACAGCAAAGACUGGAAGAUGAGGUUUGAAGCAGUGGAAAAAGUGGCUGUGAUUUGUAGAUUUUUGGACAUUCACUCAGUGACCAAAAACCACCUGCUGAAGUAUUCCUUGGCACAUGCCUUCUGCUGCUUUCUCACAGCUGUGGAAGAUGUCAACCCAGCAGUGGCUACCAGGGCCGGUCUCCUGCUUGACACCAUAAAGAGGCCAGCAUUGCAGGGCCUGUGUCUCUGUCUUGAUUUCCAGUUUGAUACUGUGGUUAAAGAUCGACCCACAAUACUGAGCAAGCUUUUACUCUUGCAUUUUCUUAAGCAAGAUAUUCCUGCCUUGAGCUGGGAGUUCUUUGUCAACAGAUUUGAGACACUUUCUUUGGAAGCUCAGCUACAUUUGGAUUGUAACAAAGAAUUUCCUUUUCCUACAACUAUCACUGCUGUAAGGACUAACGUCGCUAACCUCAGUGAUGCAGCGCUGUGGAAGAUCAAGAGGGCUCGUUUUGCGAGGAACCGUCAGAAGAGUGUGCGUUCUCUGAGAGACAGCGUGAAGGGGCCUGUGGAAUCCAAGAGGGCACUCUCUCUUCCUGAGACCUUGACCUCCAAAAUUCCUAUGAGGUUGACCAGGCAUGAGCAGUCUGCUCCAGCUCUCGGUGGGACACCUGAACAGACACCAGGACAACAAUCUCCUGAGAAUGACAACACCAUCAAGGACUUGCUCCCAGAAGAUGCUGGGAUCGACCACCAGACAGUUCACCAGCUGAUUACAGUGCUCAUGAAGUUCAUGGCGAAGGAUGAGAGCAGUGCCGAAUCAGACAUCAGCAGUGCGAAGGCCUUCAACACAGUCAAGCGGCACCUGUAUGUCUUACUCGGCUAUGACCAACAGGAAGGUUGCUUCAUGAUUGCACCACAAAAAAUGCGCCUGUCAACUUGCUUUAAUGCAUUUAUUGCCGGAAUUGCCCAAGUAAUGGACUAUAACAUUAACUUAGGAAAACACCUUCUCCCUCUGGUGGUUCAGGUGCUCAAAUACUGCUCUUGUCCUCAACUGCGCCAUUAUUUCCAGCAGCCUCCUCGUUGUUCUCUCUGGUCCCUAAAACCUCAUAUCCGGCAGAUGUGGUUGAAGGCCUUGCUUGUCAUCCUUUACAAGUAUCCAUAUCGAGACUGUGAUAUCAGCAAGGUCCUGCUGCAUCUGAUUCACAUCACAGUCAAUACACUCAAUGCACAGUAUCAUAGCUGCAAGCCACAUGCCACGGCAGGACCUUUGUACAGUGACAACAGUAACAUAAGCAGAUACAGCGAAAAAGAAAAAGAAGAAGAUAGUGUUUUUGAUGAAUCUGAUAUUCAUGAUACACCUACUGGACCCUGCAAUAAAGAGUCUCAAACUUUUUUUGCAAGAUUGAAAAGGAUAGGCGGCAGCAAAAUGGUGAAAUAUCAGCCGGUUGAGAUGAAUGUUCAGAGAAGUGAAAUAGAAUUGGCCGAAUAUAGAGAAACGGGUGCAUUACAAGACAGCAUUCUACACUGUGUGAGAGAAGAAAGCAUUCAGAAAAAAAAGCUGCGCUCUUUAAAACAAAAAUCUCUUGAUAUAGGGAAUGCAGACUCCCUCUUGUUUACAUUAGACGAGCACCGGAGGAAGUCCUGCAUAGACCGGUGCGACAUAGAUAAGCCUCCUGCCCAUGCUGCUUAUGUCAUGCAAAGGCAUGACCAUGGUCGCCCCAGGCAGAAUUCGGCUACGAGGCCUGACGACACUGAAGGCCCCGAGAACCCAGCAAUGGAAAGCUUCCAAGAGACUCGCAGGCCUGUCAUACCCGAAGUUAGGUUAAACUGCAUGGAGACGUUUGAGGUCAAAGUAGAUUCUCCUCUUAAGCCUGCUCCGAAAGAGGAUUUAGACCUGAUAGAUUUGUCCUCUGACUCAACAUCUGGACCUGAAAAGUGCUCGGUGCUGUCCACGUCCGACAGCGACUCUCUUGUGUUCGAGCCUCUUCCCCCUCUCCGCAUUGUAGAGAGCGACGAGGAAGAGGAGACCAUGGACCAGGGAACUGAUGGUGCCUCCGGUCAAAACGCUGCCUCCUCCCCCUCCGCCCCCAGCCCCCACUCUGUCCUCAGCUUCAGCACAGCCCCGCUCGUGCAAGUAAGUGUGGAGGAUUGUUCCAAAGACUUCUCUUCCAAGGACUCAGGAAAUAACCAGUCAGCAGGUGCCACGGACUCUGAAGAACUUUCGAAGCCGGAGGAACCACAGGACCUUUCCUGUGGCAGCCCACUCACGCUCAAACAAAAGCGAGACCUCCUUCAGAAGUCCUAUGCUCUCCCUGAGGUGUCCCUGGACGACAACCCCGAGCCCAGCAUCGGGGAGGAGAAGCCCCGUGAGCUGAUGCCAAGUUCAGGGACGAAAACCGUCCUUCUCAAAGUCCCCGAGGAUACCGAGAACCCAACAGAAAGUGAGAAGCCCGACACCAGUGCCGAGUCGGACACAGAGCAGAAUCCUGAGAGGAAGGCAGAAGAGGAGGGAGCUGAGGAAUCUGAGUUCAAGAUCCAGAUUGUUCCCAGGCAGAGGAAACAGAGGAAGAUUGCUGUCAGUGCCAUCCAGAGAGAGUACCUAGACAUCUCCUUCAACAUUCUAGACAAGCUGGGAGAGCAGAAAGAUCCAGAUCCCUCUACUAAAGGACUUUCAACUUUGGAAAUGCCACGAGAAUCCUCAUCUGCCCCCACAUUAGAAGCAGGUGUGCCAGAAACAAGCAGCCAUUCCUCAAUAUCAACUCAGUAUAGGCAGAUGAAAAGGGGAUCCCUGGGAGCUCUGACAAUGAGCCAGUUAAUGAAGCGACAGCUGGAACAUCAGUCUAGCGCCCCCCAUAACAUCAGCAGCUGGGACACUGAACAGAUACAGCCUGGGAAACGCCAGUGCAAUGUGCCAAUGUGCCUAAACCCUGACCUGGAGGGACAGCCAUUGAGAAUGAGAGGCGCCACGAAAUCCAGCCUGCUGUCAGCACCCAGCAUUGUCAGUAUGUUUGUGCCAGCACCCGAGGAAUUCACAGAUGAGCAGCCGACAGUGAUGACAGACAAAUGCCAUGACUGUGGGGCCAUUCUUGAAGAAUAUGAUGAGGAAACCCUUGGGCUUGCCAUUGUGGUUCUCUCCACAUUCAUUCACUUAAGCCCAGAUCUGGCAGCCCCGCUGUUGCUGGAUAUAAUGCAAUCUGUGGGAAGGUUGGCAUCCAGCACUACUUUUUCUAAUCAAGCAGAAAGCAUGAUGGUUCCUGGCAACGCUGCAGGGGUGGCCAAGCAGUUCCUCCGCUGCAUCUUCCAUCAGCUGGCACCCAAUGGCAUCUUCCCGCAGCUGUUCCAGAGCACUAUCAAAGAUGGGACUUUUUUACGGACCUUAGCCACCUCUCUGAUGGACUUCAAUGAACUGAGCUCUAUUGCUGCUCUCAGUCAGCUCUUGGAGGGUCUAAAUAACAAAAAGAAUUUACCAGCAGGGGGUGCUAUGAUACGCUGUUUGGAAAACAUUGCUACCUUCAUGGAAGCUCUGCCCAUGGAUUCUCCUAGCAGCCUCUGGACCACGAUCAGCAACCAGUUUCAGACAUUUUUUGCCAAGCUGCCUUGUGUUUUGCCUCUGAAGUGUUCUUUAGAUUCCAGUUUGAGAAUUAUGAUUUGCCUCUUGAAGAUACCCUCUACCAAUGCCACAAGGAGUCUGCUGGAGCCAUUUUCAAAACUGCUCAGCUUUGUAAUUCAGAACGCCGUCUUCACUCUGGCCUACCUAGUGGAGGUGUGUGGUCUGUGUUACCGAGCUUUCACAAAGGAGCGGGAUAAAUUCUACUUGUCUCGUGGUGUUGUUCUGGAACUCCUGCAGGCCCUGAAGCUCAAGUCCCCUUUACCAGAUACAAACCUCCUCCUGCUUGUCCAGUUUAUUUGUGCAGAUGCUGGAACCAAACUAGCGGAGUCAACAAUCCUGAGCAAGCAGAUGAUUGCCUCUGUACCUGGAUGUGGGACGGCUGCGAUGGAGUGUGUGCGGCAGUACAUCAACGAAGUGCUGGACUUCAUGGCAGACAUGCACACGCUCACCAAACUGAAGAGCCACAUGAAGACAUGUUCCCAGCCUCUGCAUGAAGAUACCUUUGGUGGACAUCUCAAAGUUGGCCUGGCUCAGAUUGCAGCCAUGGAAAUCUCACGGGGCAACCACAGAGAUAACAAAGCUGUGAUUCGCUAUCUGCCGUGGCUCUAUCAUCCCCCUUCUGCAAUGCAGCAAGGGCCAAAAGAAUUCAUCGAGUGUGUCUCCCGCAUCCGUCUGCUGUCCUGGCUGCUCUUGGGCUCCCUCACUCAUAAUGCAGUGUGUCCAAAUGCCUCCUCUCCGUGCCUGCCCAUACCUCUGGAUGCAGGCUCUCAUAUCGCAGACCAUCUUAUUGUUAUUCUGAUUGGAUUUCCAGAGCAAUCAAAGACCUCCGUGCUCCACAUGUGCUCUCUCUUCCACGCAUUUAUCUUUGCUCAGCUCUGGACCGUAUAUUGCGAACAAAGUGCCGUAGCUACAAACGUCCAAAGUCAGAAUGAAUUCAGCUUCACAGCGAUACUUACCGCGCUAGAGUUUUGGAGCAGGGUAACGCCCAGCAUCCUCCAGCUCAUGGCCCAUAACAAAGUGAUGGUAGAAAUGGUGUGUCUCCAUGUGAUUAGUUUAAUGGAGGCAUUGCAAGAAUGCAAUUCAACAAUUUUUGUCAAGCUCAUACCUAUGUGGUUGCCAAUGAUUCAGUCAAAUAUCAAGCACUUAUCUGCGGGACUCCAGCUUCGCCUCCAGGCCAUUCAGAACAACGUGAACCAUCACAGCCUAAGGACGCCCCCAGGCUCGGCCCCGAGCAGCGCCGGCCUGGCAGCCCUCCGCAAGUGGCUGCAGUGCACUCAGUUCAAAAUGGCCCAGGUGGAGAUCCAGUCCUCAGAUGCGGCCUCCCAAUUUUAUCCUCUAUGAGUGGACUCCUCGGCUCUCAGUGUCAACACUCUGGUUUAGCAAUAAUGGGUUUCAAAACAAAAACAAUUUGAUCCAAGCAGGUUGGGGAACAUAUUGGUACUGUACAUUCUCUUUCUAGUUUAGUAAAAAGACGUGCAAAGGCCGGAGAGGGCCAAAAUGAAGCUUUCUUGCUACACAUAUUUCUGAUGACUCCUUGGGCUAUCUGAUUAAGUGUUUCCUUACAUUAUUUUUUAAAAACCAAAUCAUUUUUCUUUAACUAACUUCUAUUUUUUUUAAGAAAAAAAAAAUAGACUGGUGGGUACUCACAGAAAAGUUGUAUAAGUCCCCCUGUUGCUAUUUUUGAUGAUAGAGAAUAAAUAGGGUUUUUGAAACCUUUGUAGUGUUUUUUCUUAAAAUCCACUCUUGGCAAUGCAAUAAAAAAAAAAACCCGUCACCAUAAGCCAGUGACACUUGACUGAAGCUUUUUGUCAUUAUCCUGGGAAAAAGUGGCAGCUUGCAAGGACCAUUACAAAGUGCACUUAGAAAUUAGGUGGUUAAACUGUGCCAAUUGUUUUCUUUGUUUUAUAAUAUCAUUUUCCAAAACUGUCCAGUAAGUUUUAUUAUUUUUAAAACUAAUUUUUCAACUCAUUAGUUCUAGGCUGUACUUUUCUUGUAAGCUUUAUGAUAACUACUUUAGUUUUGUGAAUAAUAAAUUUUAUUCUUUUGUUAACACUUGUAUACAAUUCAAUUUAAAACUGUAGAUUGCAUACUGGACCAGACGAUUCCCCACGCUGGCACAGAGCACUGCACCCGGAGUUAUGUUUCAUAAAAUGGAAUUUUAAUAGUGUAAGAGCACCAAGAUUUAUCAGCACUUCUACUUAGCAUUUGACUGUGCAUUCACAAAUGAUAUUUCUCUUCUCUAUCCCUGUAAUGCACUGA
Molecule: messenger RNA, 8662 nt
Organism: Nyctereutes procyonoides (raccoon dog)
Lineage: Eukaryota; Metazoa; Chordata; Mammalia; Carnivora; Canidae
Gene: UNC79
Product: unc-79 homolog, NALCN channel complex subunit
Exons: 50
Coding region: 188-7744 (2518 amino acids)
Molecular function (GO): protein binding
Source: RefSeq, a predicted model, not a curated record